This is a messenger RNA of Myxozyma melibiosi, 1944 nucleotides long. RefSeq lists its product as uncharacterized. Bases 240 to 1898 code for a protein of 552 amino acids. The transcript has a single exon. Lineage: Eukaryota; Fungi; Ascomycota; Lipomycetes; Lipomycetales; Lipomycetaceae. The record is from RefSeq and is a predicted model, not a curated record.
UUUUUUGUUUAGAGCUGCUUGAAUUCUUAGUUAAAUUUCAGUCUAUUGUUGUAUGUAAAUUUUAUCUUUUCAACUAUAAACCUCGAGAUGGAUUUAUAGCCGCUUGCUGAGGCUCAGAUAAGUUCAGCCUCUUUGUUCUCGUCUCCACAGUACCCACCCCACCUACAAAGAGCCUACGAUGGACUGGCUUGACUCAAUUUCCCUGUUUCUGCAGAUCACUGCGGUUGCUGAUCCAGAUUAUGAAGGACGACUCUAAAGCAUCUUAUGGUCCAUCGCCAGAUCUGACCUUCGGCGUCGCCGUGGUGCCAUACGACGGCUCAUCAUCAGAUAACUCGACUUUAUCCACCGAUAUCUCUUUCGGCUUGGACUACGACUCUGCUUUCGACUUUUACGAACCCUCCAGUGCGCUUGGGAAAAAGAAGACCGGGUUUCUUUAUCAGCCUGUUGCUGGUCGUUGCAGCUUAGGAUAUGCCAGCGAGACUAAUGUUACCCGUAUCGCGGAUCUUCCUGAGAAUUCAAAUCUCAUUGCCCUGGCGCCGUUGGGAUCGGUACAGUGCGGAGCUUCCUUCAUAAACCAGGCAGUGGAGGAUGGCGCCGAGGCGUUGAUUUUUUACGACUACGCCGGCGGCUGGAGCAGUCUUACAUUCAACUAUCAGGACGACUCGGCCGAGUUAUCGUUGAUCUCAGACACAAACAUGCGCUCGUACUCGUCGUUAUCAGUUUACUACGUCACCGGUAAAAUCGGUUCCGAGCUCGUCGAGCAGCUAGAAUCAUACUCUGGGAACUUGACUGAUGUGCCUAAUGGCGAUAAGCUGAAAAGUGACUAUGAUUCUCGCGAUUACGUCCGCGUCUUUGUCGAGAUCCAGUCGCAUGGCUCGCACCAUCUGGCCGCUCUCUUUAUCUAUAUAAUAGUCGCAGUGGUAGCUGUUUUGGUAUUGUUAGCCGCGGCGUCGGUCAUCGUGCACCGUGUCCAGGCUCAAAGACGGAAGAAUCUUCUCAGAAGGCUGAAAAACGGCGAGAUUGAUCUCGCGGCGGUGGGUAUUAUACGAUUGACCGUGCCGAGGGGUAUACUUGAUACCUUCCCGACCCGGCUCUAUGUGCCUACUAGCGGUGACAGUGAGUCGGAUCUGCAGCCUGAAGAGACGAAUGUGACGACAAAGUCCGCGGAAAUGAUAGUGACAGCCGCGGAGGUCGCAGGAUUCCACCAGCAAUCAUGUCCGAUCUGUCUUGAGGACUUCAGAGUUAACGAGUCGCUUGUCAAACAAUUGCCGUGCGAGCACAUCUAUCACGUCUCAUGCAUUGAUGAUUUCCUGGAACAUCACUCUUCCGUCUGUCCGCUCUGCAAGCAGUCUGUGCUGCCAAAGGGGUACAUCCCGCCGACGCUACAGAUCACGAACGCAACCGUCAAACGCGAACGUCUAUUGCGACAGGACCGCGAGCGCGGCUUGAUUUCAGAUGACACUGUCGAGUUUUUGAGUAACGAUAGACGGCACGAGUUGCAAGCAAAGGUGUUUCGUGAAAGGUGGGGCGGUGGCGGACGACAAGCGCUUCCGCGGAAAUGGACUCGAGUUGCGCCAGAUGACAAUGAUGACGAUACGCUCGAGUUGAACGAGCUUAGGCUGCAGUCUACCAGCGCUGGCGAGUCAAUUUCGGGAACUACCGCGUAUACCGACGACGAGGAUACCAGCGAGUCAGAGUAUUCGCAGAAAGAACCGGAGCGGGCGAGGCGGCAACUUACGAUACUGCAGAGGACGCAUUUGCCGGCUAGGGAGGAGCCUGGGGCUAUUGUGGCUCCUGAUGGAUCUGUGAUUGUAGUAAGAUCUAGCGUGAAGGAAGAGGCGGGGCAGAAGAGUACUAUAAAGCAGAUUUUGCAUUUAUUGUUCCCUUACAUUUUUUGAUUUGCUAGACUACUCUAAUAAUUUGUAAUUCAAAGAUCAUUGCUGG